Molecule: messenger RNA, 2401 nt
Organism: Solanum pennellii
Lineage: Eukaryota; Viridiplantae; Streptophyta; Magnoliopsida; Solanales; Solanaceae
Product: BTB/POZ domain-containing protein At1g67900
Exons: 4
Coding region: 425-2251 (608 amino acids)
Source: RefSeq, a predicted model, not a curated record
UUAUAUUGUCACAGUCCUUUGAAUUAAAUGAGAGUUGGGGUACGUUUGAUUCUUUCUGUUUUCAUGUCACUAACUAAAAUUUUCUUGAUUCCUAUCAUUUUGGUCAGCAUCAUCAUUAAUAUAAAUUGCAUUAGUGCAAGCCAGAUACUAACAAAUCCACAACCUUUAGUUUCAUGUCCCUCCUCUUCUCUCUAUUAUUAUUUAUUUUUCUCCUUAGCAACUAUUUGUUGAGUUGAAAUAAGUGUCAAUCUUGUUAUGUUAUUUACCAAACGGAUAUUCUAAACUAACUAGUGCUUCUUUUUGUUUUUAGACAAUAUCUAUUGCUAUUUGCUACUACUAGUAGUGGUGUCUAAACCUUUCAACUGUUGUAGAAUUCUCUCAUGGUUUUGCAUAUUGCUUGAUAACAAAAAGAGGGCAAAAAAAUAUGAAGUUUAUGAAACUUGGAUCUAGGCCUGACACUUUCAUUACUACUGAGGCUGUAAGGUCUGUUAAUUCUGAAGUUAUUAGUGAUCUUAUAGUUCAAGUAAAGGGUAGUAGAUAUUUGCUUCACAAGUUUCCCCUGCUGUCAAAGUGUUCAAGGCUACAGAGGCUAUGUUCUGAAAUUCCAGAAACUUCACAGCAUCAAAUUGUGCAGUUACCAGAUUUUCCAGGUGGAAUUGAGGCAUUUGAGAUAUGUGCAAAGUUCUGUUAUGGAAUUACCAUCACUCUAAGCGCUUACAACAUUGUCGCGGCUCGUUGUGCUGCAGAGUAUUUGCAGAUGACAGAGGAUGUAGAGAAAGGAAACUUGAUUUACAAACUUGAAGUGUUUUUCAAUUCUUGUAUACUUUCAGGUUGGAAAGACUCCAUUGUGACAUUACAAACUACAAAGUCUUUCCCUUUAUGGUCUGAGGAUUUGGUAAUUACAAGCAGAUGUAUUGAAGCUAUUGCUUCGAAAGUUUUAGCUAAUCCGAACCUAUCGAGAAGAGGCCCGAGGGAUGAUAUUUCUUGCGUUGAAUCCGAUAGCAGAAGGCAUAAUAAAGUUUCGUCUAAAGUUUGGUGGGCUGAAGAUUUAGCUGAAUUGAGCAUAGACCUAUACUGGAGAAGUAUGAUAGCUAUCAAAUCUGGUGGUAAAGUAGCUGCAGCUGUUAUCGGUGAUGCAUUGAGAGUUUACGCCUCAAGAUGGUUACCAAACAUUUCAAAAUAUGCAAAUGUUGAGAAACAGAUAGUACAUGAUCCAUCCGAAUCGGAUUCCAUUGGUAAACAUAGGCUACUUUUGGAGUCAAUAAUCAGCUUGUUACCAGCUGAGAAAGGGGCUGUUUCGUGUAGUUUCUUGUUGAAACUAGUUAAAGCAACUAACCUAUUGAAGGGUUCUUGUUCAUCUAAAAUGGAAUUAGCAAGAAGAGUUGGACUUCAAUUAGAAGAUGCUAGUGUUAACGAUCUGUUAAUACCUUGUGUUUCACACACAUGUGACACAAUUUAUGAUGUGGAUAUAGUUAUUACCAUAUUACAACAGUUCCUGUUGCAGGUUCAAAGUCCUCCAACAAGUCCAGUAACAAGGAAAGGGGAUUUUGAGAGGAGAAGGUCUCGAUCCGCGGAGAAUAUUGACCUUGAGUUUGAAGAAAGUAGAAGAUCAUCCUCAGCAUCACAUAGCUCAAAACUCAAGGUAGCUAAGCUUGUCGAUGGAUACCUUCAAGAAAUCGCUAGUGACACAAGUUUACCCCUCUCAAAAUUCCUAUCGAUAGCUGAAGCAAUCCCAGAAUUUGCUAGGGUUGACCAUGAUGAUCUUUACAAAGCCAUUGACAUCUAUCUCAAGGGUCAUCCAGGGCUAAACAAGAGCGAAAGAAAGCGUUUGUGCAGGAUAUUAGACUGCAAGAAACUAUCCAUGGAUAUUUGUAUGCAUGCUGCUCAAAAUGAAUUACUUCCAUUAAGGGUAGUUGUUCAAGUUCUUUUUUUCGAGCAAGCUAGAAGCGCCAUGUCUGGUGGUCAUGUAACAGAGUUGCCUAGUAACAUCAAAGCACUACUAGCAAACCAUCAUCAAACAGCCAACACUUCAGCAUCUUUUAACAAGGCCAAAAUGACACCACUUAAUGACCAAUGGAGUAAUGCAUCAGCCAUAAAAUCGCCAAAGUCCUCGAAUCUUUCAACUCUCAAAAUGAAGCUAGCUGAGGAUGAUGAUUUACAUGAAAUUGCAAAAUCUUCAAGAAUUAAAGCUUUAUGUCUUCUUCCAAAUAGACCAAAAAAAAUGUUGAGUAAGUUAUGGUCAAACAAGUGACAAUUUCAUCAUUUGUUCUUACUUUUGUUAGUUUUCUGGAGAACAAUUUGUAGACUUUUACAAUAGACAAAUCGUAUUGGUGUAAAAUGUAAACCUAAGCUAAUAAAAGCACAAAAAUUUUACAAUUAGAAUGCGAAAAUUAUGUGUUGA